Molecule: messenger RNA, 1344 nt
Organism: Rhodofomes roseus
Lineage: Eukaryota; Fungi; Basidiomycota; Agaricomycetes; Polyporales; Fomitopsidaceae
Exons: 4
Coding region: 1-1344 (447 amino acids)
Source: RefSeq, a predicted model, not a curated record
AUGUCGAAGACUGACGUACCAGAGAGCCUCAGAAGGGACUGUCCGGAUUGGCGCAUUCGGUACGCGAUCUGGGGCCAGCAGUGGGGAAACCCUAGCUAUGCUGCUGCUGCCCGACUCGCCGCAGCGGAUGGAAGUAGUGAGUCGUCGUUUGUGGCCACGCCGGAGGCGCCCGAGCAAGUUCAAGACGCAACAUUGGACGUUUCAAGCACCAUUUCGGCGAAUGACCUAGCUCAGCGCGAUGGAGAAACCGUCGAGGGAGACAUUCCAGGUGAAGCUGGGGCAACGUCGCACGUUGCGGGGGUGCAGUACGACCAAGAGCCAUCGCGGCCACUUUUCCGGUCACCACUGCUACCUCCCUCUGCACACGAGCAGGAAGCGCGUGCGAACAUCGCUGAGCCUGCAGCGCUCUACCAUGCUUCGGUCGCUCCAGACCUGUACCAACCGCAGACGUAUGCGUCGCCAACGGGCUAUUCGCUGGGAGUGGCACCGGGAAUGUCGGAGCCUGACGACGUGAAUCCCCAGUCGAACACGCUGGCUGCUUCGAACCCGUACCUCGAGUACUCGUACGACAUCGCGGAUUACUCAUACCCGACCCUCGGGUACGCAAACGGGACGCACAUCGAUGCCCCUACAGGCAUGGCAGGGUCAGAGACAACGGCCCACUGGAUCCCGAACCAACCAGCGACAGACAUAUACGGCUCCCUUCCAGCUGCCCGGAGCGGAAGUGCUAGGGACGACAACAACUUCGAGACAGUGAUUUCGGGCCAGUCGAGCGCAGCUUCGACAUCGCUCGAUUCGUCAUACCAUCGCCAGGUCGCAGAAUUGCCGUCGCUACAGACCCAUUUCGACAAUCUUGUCGUCGACGCGGACUGGCCGCAGUGGGAUGGAGUCGCUAGCGACGAAGUUCUCUCGCAGGAGCAGUGGUUGGAAAUCAUUGCCGCAGCCGCUCAGCAGGCUGCGCCAGGAGAGCCCGAUUCGGCGAUGGCAAUGAAGCGCGACGACUUCGGCGGUUACAACGCCGCGCCAUUCCAUGCACUUGAGCACAUGCCCUCUCCGGCACCUGCCAACCAAGGGCAGAACUUCACGACCGGCGCAGCGCCGCCAGCCGGUCUCCUUUGGACGGAUGCUCCGUCCGUCGAGCUGGCGGAAUGGCUCAGUCUUCCGAGCGACUUCGAGGUUGACGCGUCGCCUGACAUGGCCAUGGCUGAUGACGGGUUGCGCACCUCGCAUCUGCCGGGGAACGACCAGUUGAAUCCUUGGUCUGGCGGUGGUGCCUCCGCCGAAUCCUCUCAAGAGGAGCCAUCACACGACUCCCGGAUGCACCAGGGGUACUGGAAGUGGUAG